GACAGAGGUCACUUGAACUCAGACCACAGGUCCCUGUUAAAUACAUCAGCUUUUAAAUCAAUCUUUGUUCAAAGUCCAGUGAGUUCCAAGACUAGAGCUCACCAGCAGAGAGAGAAUUCCCCGGUGAACGGACCAGCUUUUCUUCUUUCCACAUUCAGAAAUGGCUUCCGCCUUCCAUCCGCGAGAAUGUGAACUGUCUAAACAAGAAGGACAAAGCUAUGGCUUCUUCUUGCGAAUCGAGAAGGACACUGACGGCCACCUGGUCCGGGUGGUUGAGAAGGGGAGCCCGGCAGAGAAGGCGGGCCUCCAGGAUGGAGACCGAGUUCUCAGGAUCAAUGGUGUCUUUGUGGACAAGGAAGAGCAUAUGCAGGUUGUAGAUCUAGUCAGGAAGAGUGGGAAUUCAGUGACUCUGCUAGUCCUGGAUGGGAAUUCCUAUGAGAAAGCAAUGAAAAAACAGGUAGACUUGAAAGAGUUGAGUCAAAGUCAGAAGGAGCCGAGUUUGAAUGAUAAGAAACUGCCCUCUGUGGUGAACCAAGGAGCACAGACUUGGACCCAGCCACGGCUCUGCUACCUGGUGAAGGAGGGGAACAGCUACGGCUUCUCUCUGAAAACUGUCCAAGGUAAAAAGGGAGUGUAUAUGACUGAUAUAACGCCUCAAGGUGUGGCUAUGAAAGCUGGUGUCCUGGCUGGGGAUCACUUGAUUGAAGUGAACGGAGAGAAUGUUGAAGAUGCCAGCCACGAGGAAGUGGUGGCAAAGGUGAAGAACUCUGGAAGCCGUGUCAUGUUCCUGCUGGUGGACAAGGAGACUGACAAGCUCCAUGCUGAGCAGAAGAUAAAAUUCAAGAGAGAGACAGCCAGUUUGAAAUUGCUACCCCACCAGCCCCGGGUUGUGGAGAUGAAGAAGGGAAGCAAUGGCUAUGGUUUCUAUCUAAGGGCAGGCCCAGAACAGAAGGGUCAAGUCAUCAAGGACAUAGAUUCCGGAAGUCCGGCAGAGGAAGCUGGCUUGAAGAACAAUGACCUGUUAGUCGCUGUCAACGGCCAAUCUGUGGAAUCCCUGGAUCAUGACAGUGUGGUGGAAAUGAUUAGAAAGGGAGGAGAUCAGACUUCGCUGCUGGUGGUAGACAAAGAGACGGACAACAUGUAUAGACUGGCUCAUUUUUCUCCAUUUCUCUACUAUCAAAGUCAAGAACUGCCCAAUGGUUCCAUCAAGGAGGCUCCAGCUCCGAUGCCGGCUCCCACUCCUCCAGAAGUGUCAAGUCCAGAUACUACAGAGGAAGCAAGAGAUCAUAAGCCUAAACUUUGCUGGCUGGUUAAAGGGGAAAAUGGCUGUGGCUUUCACUUAAAUGCCAUUCAGGGUCAGCCAGGCUCCUUCAUCAAAGAGGUACAGAAGGGCGGCCCCGCUGAGCUGGCAGGGCUGGAGGAUGAAGAUAUCAUCAUCGAAGUGAAUGGAGUGAACGUGGUGGAUGAACCCUAUGAGAAAGUGGUAGAAAGAAUCCAGAGCAGUGGGAAGAAUGUCACAUUCUUAGUCUGUGGAAAGAAGGCCUAUGAAUAUUUCCAGGCUAAGAAAAUCCCUAUUGUUUCCUCCAUGGCUGAUCCACUGGAUGCCCCCACUGAUUCCAAAGAAGAAACACCGGCAGAACCAGAGCAUGAUUCACACAUGGCAAAAGAACGAGCGUACAGUACAGCCUCACAUUCUUCUUCCAAUUCUGAAGAUACCGAGAUGUGAUGAGAGCAAAUAAAGGCUUUGGCCGACAGCUGUUUCUGGGUAUUUAGUAGGAAUCCUUUCCCGAAGAAUGAGCUGCCACCCAUUUACUGUUUCUGUUAGAGAGAAACUCCUCUGGGAACCGGUUCAUCAUGUGGGACUGUCUUCUGUUGUCAUUUGUCUUGGGGGUGACUACUGCAAUAGAUGGCUUAUUUAUGGUCAACUUAAGGCGGGGACCAGAUUCUUUUCAUGUGAUCUCUUUCAAGCUUUCAGCUUCACUACAUUUCUCUGUAUGACAAUUAUCUCUUAAUUUUAUAGGCUCCCUGACCACUAACGAUGAUUCAUAAAUCUGUAUAUGUGAGAGCUGCUACAAAGUUCUGAGCAGAUAAGCCUAUUAAGACUAUGCUUUUGUAAGAAUGCUGUGGUUGCUAAAAUAGAUAUGCCAUUAAGAAUGCCUUUAGAGGGCGCCUGGGUGGCUCAGUGGGUUAAGCCGCUGCCUUCGGCUCAGGUCAUGAUCUCGGGGUCCUGGGAUC
This is a messenger RNA of Mustela erminea (ermine), 2235 nucleotides long. RefSeq names its product PDZ domain containing 1 (gene PDZK1). The record is from RefSeq and is a predicted model, not a curated record. Gene Ontology annotation, cellular component: apical plasma membrane. Lineage: Eukaryota; Metazoa; Chordata; Mammalia; Carnivora; Mustelidae. The coding region runs from base 161 to 1726 and encodes 521 amino acids. Gene Ontology annotation, molecular function: protein-membrane adaptor activity; signaling receptor binding. Gene Ontology annotation, biological process: protein localization to plasma membrane. The transcript is spliced from 9 exons.